GGCUUCUAUUAUAUGCUUAUGUUAGUAUGCUUAUGCUAGGUAUCUACUAGAUACGCUUCUCCUAGCAACUCGGAAAGGUUAUGGCCACUAUUUACCUAGUAGUAAUCAGUAGCCGCGGAGAUAGCUCUGCUUCAGUAUAUAUAUGGGUGUAGAGUCGCUAGUCACUCCCUUUCCAUACAUCAUCUCAACGCCUUACGAUAAACACAACAUUUUGUUGGUAGCCAACUUUUGUCACAAUACCGUGCCUCAAAGUUAUAUCCCAACUGAAACUAUCACGAGUCUUCGCGACUAGAAUACACACAAGCAACUCCAGAAUCGAGUUAUCAUAACAUCUCUUUCUCACUCGAAUAACCAACGAACAAUCAUUAUCACACACCCUUUUACCAAGGACUUUCACACCCAUGGACGGAUCCUAUAACUAUACCAUGGAGCUCGGUCCUCCAACACCAAUCCCCCCCGACGAUGGCAAGCUCCAGAAAGUCAUCACCAUGCGACAAUUCACCAUCAUGGCCCUCAGCAGCUCCAUCGGGGCGGGCCUGCUCCUCGCAACCUACUCCAGCCUCGCAGUCGGCGGCCCCGGCUCCCUCCUCGUCUCCUUCGCCGUCGUCGGCUGCGCCGUCUGGGCCACCAUGUGCGCGCUCGGCGAGCUGUCGGCGGCCAUCCCCGUCAGCGGGUCCUUCUACGAGUACUCGGUGCGUCUGAUCUCGCCGGCGUGGGGGUUCGCGAUGGGCUGGAACUACGUGGUCAACUUCGUCUUCAUCAUCGUCUUCGAGCUCGUCGUCAUCCUGCUCUGCGUCCGCUACUGGGACCCCCUGGCGCCGGCGCACUUCGUGCUCCCCUCGUUCAUCCUCGCCCUGGUUCUGGUCAACGCGUUUGGCGCGAGAGGCUACGCGGAGACGGAGAACUUGUUCGCCGCCUGCAAGACGCUCGUGCUGUCGACUUUCAUUAUCGUCGCGCUGCUCAUCACGAUCAGACAAGUUCCCAGCGACAAGCGCCCUGCGGAGGAGGUAGGCAUCAACCUGUGGAAGCAGGACGCGUUCAAGAACGGCGCGUUCGGCUUCCUGUACGUCUUCAUGGCGGCGGGCAUGGCGUACGGCGGCACGGAGAUGCUCGGGCUCACGGCCGCCGAGUGCGAGUACCCCGAGCGCGUGAUGCCGCUCGCGUGCAAGAUCGUGCCCGUGCGCAUCGCCUGGCUGUACCUCCUCCCCAUCCUCAUGCUCGGCUUCGUCCUGCGCGUCCCGCUCACCGAGGCCAUCCAGUCCAACGGCAUCAGCCCCUUCGUCGCCGCCAUGGACCAGGCCGGCCUCCCGGAGCUCGCGUCCGCCUUCAACGGCAUCAUCAUCGUCGCCGUCUUCUCCAUGGCGAGCGCCAGCGUCUUCGCCUCCUCCCGCGCCCUCCAGGCCAUCUCCGCCCGCGGCAUGGGGCCCGCGUGCCUCGCCAAGGUCAAGUGGGGGUACCCGAUGCCGGCGCUCGCGCUCGUGUUCGCCAUCUCCCUCCUCUCGCUCGUCAAGAUCGCGAAGGGCGGCGACAAGGUCUUCGACUGGCUGCUCGCGCUCGCGGCCGGCUCCAACUACUUCACCUGGAUCUCCAUCUGCGCGAGCCACAUCCGCCUGCGCCUCGCGAUCCGCAGGCAGGGGCUGGAGGAGGCCGAGGUGCUUAGGUGGAAGUCGCCGCCCGGGAUCACGGGCAGCGCGCUCGCGAUACUGGUUUUUGGGUUCGGGCUCGUGGCGCAGGUUGUGGCGGCGGUGAGGAGCCCGCUGCCGAAGCCGCCGCAUUUCUUGGCUAGUGUGCUGGGGUGCAUUGUGGUGGUGGUGCUGUGGGCGGGGUAUAUGGUUGUUGUGAGGAGGAGAGGCGGAGGGAGUCCGUUGUUGAUUCCUAUUGGGGAGAUUGAUCUUAAGACGGGGAUGGGGGUGGAGAUGGAGAGGGGGCGGGAGAGGGAUGUGGAGAGGGAUGUUGAGAGUGUUGAGAGUGUGCCGGUGAGUGUGCCGGUGAGCAUGAGGACGGUGAUUAUGCGUUAGGUUUUUUGAACGCCUACCUGGGUACCUGUACUCGCCGAGGCACCUUGGUGGGCAUAUAGUUAGGGGCUAAACAGGAAAGGGGAGAGGGGGAAGCGAGGAGUUUGGUCAUCGGUGGUUGAUGAAUCUACUUAGGCUUAGCUUAGCUAGUACCAACUUGAAGCAUCAAAUUUUAGAGGGUAGCUUUUAAAGUGGUAUAUUAUUCAGCAUCUUCAUAACUAAUUCACUUUCUUGUGCUCGUUUUCGUCUCGAGUUACGCUGCGUUCUCCUUACUUGAGUGCACCUAUUUUCUAGCAUUUAAACAUUUCGUUCGUUGAGUUGGCAAGACACUUCUACCUAUGACUAACGUAAGUAGGCCGGUAGCUCUCCGUGUUCAGAUAGGUUUUUUUU
Messenger RNA from Hypoxylon fragiforme, 2405 nucleotides. RefSeq names its product amino acid permease/ SLC12A domain-containing protein. Gene Ontology annotation, cellular component: membrane. NCBI's taxonomy places the organism in Eukaryota, Fungi, Ascomycota, Sordariomycetes, Xylariales, Hypoxylaceae. The transcript has 2 exons. The record is from RefSeq and is a predicted model, not a curated record. Gene Ontology annotation, molecular function: amino acid transmembrane transporter activity. The coding region runs from base 402 to 2018 and encodes 538 amino acids. Gene Ontology annotation, biological process: amino acid transmembrane transport.